GAUAUUUAAAAGUAGUUUCUAACCGUAAAAUGACAUCUUGUUGUUCACUUCGAAAACUAAAUUACACCUCGGCAAUAUUUUUUCUCCUUUUCGGGUUUCUUGGAUUUUUAUUUUGUCUCGGAUUCUUCGCCGUGCCCAAAAAUGAAGAGUUUUGGGAAGAACUGGGCGAAACCAAGGCAUGGUCUUAUGCCUGUGUCUCACUUUUCACCAUCUACACCUUUGCAGUGUUUAUCUCAUCGAUUCUGUUGAUUGUGGGACUUAAGAAGAAUCGUCGCAAAUACAUGACACCAUUCAUUUAUGUUAUCUACACGGGCAUUGCCUUCACCUUGGCCGUUUCGGUGCGUCUCUUCUUCAGAGGCCUGAAGAAAAAGCAACCCGUUGGUGAGCUUGUUGUCGAAUUGUUUAUCGAUGUGGCUGUCUGCGGUUUUCAAGGAUUAUUACUCUACCCUGUCUAUAGAUAUUACAAGGAUAUCAAGUCUCGACCAUAUUUGCCAGAGCAGCAUACUUUGAAUGGCAACGAACCGGUCAAUAAACCGAACUAUCCGUUGCAGGGACAAGCAUGAAAAAAUAAAUACUUUGUAUAGAUUUAAGAAAAAUUUAAUUUACAUAUAAGUUAUAUAAUAUAUAUACCAUAACAUGUCCCGGUCACAAAGUCUAACUCGACCUCGAAAUUUACAAAACUACCUCAAUAAUGAUAAAAUAGUUAUUAUAUUAUACAAUUAUAUUUAUAUAAAACAUAUAAAUAUAUGCAAUAAUUUUUAUACA
Musca domestica (house fly) is the source of this 765-nucleotide messenger RNA. RefSeq lists its product as uncharacterized. The coding region runs from base 30 to 563 and encodes 177 amino acids. Lineage: Eukaryota; Metazoa; Arthropoda; Insecta; Diptera; Muscidae. The transcript has 4 exons. The record is from RefSeq and is a predicted model, not a curated record.